Molecule: messenger RNA, 637 nt
Organism: Schizophyllum commune H4-8
Lineage: Eukaryota; Fungi; Basidiomycota; Agaricomycetes; Agaricales; Schizophyllaceae
Exons: 3
Coding region: 102-569 (155 amino acids)
Source: RefSeq, a predicted model, not a curated record
GCGCUUGUUUUCGAACCACCACCAUGACAUGAGGAAGCCCUGCGCUUGAGCCCAAAUUCUACCCACUUUUCUCGCUACAAAGGCCUAUUGACGAACACAAGAUGUCUGCUGCGUCUCCCACUUUGCUUCCCCGGGAAUCUCGGUUUCCCUUGGUGUUGCCACACCUCAAUCAGCCAUACAUAAAGCCUUUGCCGCGUAAAGUACAGGUCUAUGGGCGGCUCAAUGCAUACCGAAAUCUGGAGCAAGAAAUUGCGGACCUAGAGGAUGAAGAGACAUCGCUCGAUACUGCGAUGCGCAAUAUACGCGACAGAGGCUUCAAUUUCCUCGUUCCUAUCGGCCGGAAUCUCACUCAGCAAGAAGAGAAGAAUGAUGAAGAUGACGGCGAAGACGACGAUGUUGACGACUCUGGGUCCGAGGAAGGCGCAUCACAACCAAGCACGCAACAGACGGACGCUUCUGAGGAAGAUGAGGACGAGGACGAGGAGGAAGAGGAAGAAGACCUUGAUGCAAGUAUGGAAGACCGUGACGAGGACGAUGAGGAAGAUGAGGACGAGGAAGAAGAGGAUUAGUGAACUUGGGUGGCAGAUAUUACAUGCGCAAUAUAUCUCAUCAACUUCCCGCGUGCAGACAUUCUGAG